CUAGAGAGAGAAACUGAUCCUAAAACCUCAGGAGAAGCAAAGAAGCUCCAAAAAACCACCCAAAAUUCACACACAAUUUAUUUGUUUAUCUCCUGUCUCUCUCUCUUCCUCUACCUUCUCUUCAAAGAUCCAAUCUUCAGACAGACCCUCCAAUAAAAAUGCCGACUUUCUCAUCUUCUUCUUCUCACUUGUCCUCAGUCAGACAAUUGAUGUCUCACUCUCAUUCCCAACUGCUACUGCUUAAUUUUGUAACAUGGGCUGGUUCAAAAUCCCCUCCAUUUUUACUUCAUAUAAGCACACCCCCCUUCCUUACUACAACCCAGCUCGCCAAAACUUGGUAAACAAAUCCGAAACCCAGAAGGAUGGCGCCGCCAACAAGGUCUUUCGAUUUUUGCGCAGGCUUAUGUCUGGAGGAAAAAUUGAUGGAGGGUCAAGGACUGAGGCAGAGGAGAAGCUCUACGCUUGGUUAUACUCCUUGGCGCAGUCUGACAAGGAUAUGGUUUUCGAGUAUGUUCGAUCCACAGAAAGGGGAUUAAGCUUUGCUGAAGCAGAAAGGAGAUUGAAGGAAAACGGACCGAAUGUUCCUAUUGAUUAUUCUUUUCCAAGCUGGUGGCAUAUUUUGUGGAAUGCUUUCUUCCAUCCCUUCAAUAUCAUAUUGAUUGUCUUGUCUGUAAUCUCAUACUUUACCAGCGACAGCCCGAAUGGAUGUAUCAUGCUUGUUUUGGUUUUCAUAAGUGUCUCCCUCCGAUUCUAUCAGGAAUAUGGCAGUUCAAAAGCAGCCAUGAAGCUUUCAGAAUUUGUAAGGUGCCCAGUCAAAGUUCAAAGGUGUGCAGGUAGAGUUUACCAGACGGAGCUAGUGGUACAGAUUGACCAAAGAGAUGUCGUUCCUGGUGACAUUGUCAUUUUUGAACCUGGAGACCUUUUUCCUGGUGAUGUGAGAUUGUUAUCUUCGAAACACCUUGUCGUAAGCCAGUCAUCAUUAACAGGAGAGUCUUGGACAACUGAAAAAACUGCUGAUAUCAGAGAAGAUCAAAGCACUCCAUUGCUUGAUCUGAAGAAUAUUUGCUUCAUGGGGACGAAUGUGGUAUCAGGUGGCGGAACUGGUCUAGUGGUUUCCACUGGAUCUAAGACAUACAUGAGCACCAUGUUUUCAAACAUAGGGAAGAAGCAACCACCCAAUGAUUUUGAGGAUGGUGUCCGCCGCAUAUCUUACGUGCUGGUUGCUGUUAUGCUAGUUGCAGUCACCGUCAUAGUUGUAAUUGAUUACACUACAUCUCAUGAUCUGACUGAGAGCUUCCUUUUUGGAAUCUCGGUAGCAAGUGCACUAACUCCUCAAAUGCUUCCCCUCAUUGUUAACACAAGUCUUGCAAAAGGAGCACUUGCUAUGGCCAAAGACAGAUGCAUAAUCAAAAGCUUAUCUGCAAUACGAGACAUGGGAUCUAUGGAUAUCUUAUGCUUUGACAAGACUGGUACACUCACCAUGAACCGUGCAAUAAUGGUUAAUCAUCUUGACAGCUUGGGGUUAUCCAAAGAAAAGGUUUUACAGUUUGCUUUCCUUAGCUCCUAUUUCAAGACCGAUCAGAAGUAUCCACUCGACGAUGCAAUUCUGGCACAUGUAUAUACCAAUGGAUACAGGUUCCAGCCAUCCAAGUGGCAGAAAUUAGAUGAGAUUCCUUUUGAUUUCAUAAGAAGAAGAGUGUCUAUUAUCAUGGAAAGAGAAGCAGAAGACAAAAGCCGUCAUAGUUUUGAGAGAGUCAUGGUGACAAAAGGAGCUCUGGAAGAAGUAAUGAAAAUUUGUUCUUCUAUAGAGGAUGUUGACGGCGGCACAAAUAUAACGUUCACUUCUGAACGCUACCAAAGGAUUUUAAAUAUGGUUGAAGAAAUAAGCAAUGAGGGACUAGGAGUUAUAGGAGUAGCAAUAAAGAGCCUUGAUACGGAAACAAGUUAUCAGCGCAAAGACAAUGAUGAAACUUUUGAAUCAGACAUGGUUUUCCUAGGCCUCAUAACGUUUUUUGACCCACCCAAGGACUCAGCAAAGCAAGCUUUGUGGCGGCUGGCAGAGAAGGGAGUGAAAGCAAAAGUUCUAACAGGUGACUCUCUCUCCCUAGCUAUAAGAGUUUGCAAGGAAGUUGGUAUCAGAACAACCCAUGUAGUUACAGGGCCUGAGCUUGAGCUACUCAACCAGGAGUCAUUUCAUGAGACCGUUAAAACAGCAACAGUACUAGCUCGACUCACCCCAACGCAGAAACUCCGAGUUGUGCAGUCGUUGCAGACGGUUGGUAAUCACAUCGUUGGCUUCUUGGGGGAUGGAGUAAAUGACUCGCUUGCCCUGGAUGCAGCCAAUGUUGGUAUAUCAGUUGAUUCAGCAGCAUCAGUAGCAAAAGACUUUGCUGACAUUAUCUUACUGGAGAAAGACCUUAAUGUCCUCAUCGCCGGCGUUGAGCAUGGUCGGCUCACAUUUGGGAACACAAUGAAGUACAUAAAAAUGUCAGUUAUAGCCAACCUAGGAAGCGUUCUCUCAAUUCUCAUAGCAACCGUGUGCCUCAAGUAUGAACCGUUGACUCCUCGACAGCUUCUUACACAGAACUUCUUGUAUAGUGUGGGCCAGAUUGCAAUCCCAUGGGACAAAAUGGAAGAAGAUGCUGUAAAAGUCCCACAAAAAUGGUCCCAGAAAGGCUUACCCAUGUUCAUUUUGUGGAAUGGCCCUGUAUGUACUAUCUUUGAUGUAAGCGCACUUCUGUUCCUUUGGUUCUAUUAUAAGGCAGAUGGUGUGGAUGACAGUAUGUUCUUCCAUUCUGCUUGGUUCAUUGAAGGGCUUCUCAUGCAGACUCUAAUUAUCCACCUGAUCCGGACCGAGAAAAUUCCCUUCAUUCAGGACCUUGCCUCAUGGCCUGUGCUCUGUUCUACAGUUCUGAUUUCUGCCAUUGGAAUUGCAAUUCCGUUCACACCAAUUGGGGACGUGAUGGGAUUUGUUGAGCUUCCAUUAUCCUACUUUGGAUUUUUGUUGGUGCUUUUUAUAGGAUAUCUUUUUGUUGGCCAGGUGGUCAAGAGAAUCUACAUUAUGAUUUAUAAAAGAUGGCUUUAGUUAACUAGAAGAGUGAUUUUAGAUGAGAUUCAUGUUUUGCACAGUAGUGUGAGAGAUUAGGAAGAAAAUUUUCUCAUAUAUCAUUGACAAAGAGUGUAAUACAUAUAGCCUCAAAUUUGUUACAGAAUCAUUGACAUUUUCUGUCCGUCCACAA
Molecule: messenger RNA, 3239 nt
Organism: Prunus dulcis (almond)
Lineage: Eukaryota; Viridiplantae; Streptophyta; Magnoliopsida; Rosales; Rosaceae
Product: magnesium-transporting ATPase, P-type 1-like
Exons: 8
Coding region: 254-3085 (943 amino acids)
Biological process (GO): magnesium ion transport
Cellular component (GO): intracellular membrane-bounded organelle; membrane
Molecular function (GO): P-type magnesium transporter activity; ATP binding; ATP hydrolysis activity
Source: RefSeq, a predicted model, not a curated record